This is a messenger RNA of Microplitis demolitor, 537 nucleotides long. Its product is annotated as lipase 1. The record is from RefSeq and is a predicted model, not a curated record. Bases 131 to 391 code for a protein of 86 amino acids. Lineage: Eukaryota; Metazoa; Arthropoda; Insecta; Hymenoptera; Braconidae. The transcript has 3 exons.
AAUUAUUUUGGGGUCCAAACCCGACUAUAUCAAACGAUAUAUUUUCUUGUAUGUAGACUGUCAAUAAUACAAAUGGCUUUCUGUCGAAAUUUAUAUUUUUCCGUUAUAGGACCUGAAAAUAAACAGUUUAAUGAUUCUUUUACUACCAAUUCUAUCAAACCUCCCAGCAGGAACAUCAUCUAAAAAUAUACUUCAUUUUUUACAAGGAAUAACGUCGCAAACAUUUUCAAAAUACGAUUAUGGUGAAACUAAAAAUUUACAAGUUUAUAAUUCGUCAAAACCACCUGAGUAUAAUUUAUCGAGAGUAACUUCUCCAGUUGCUUUAAUAUAUUCUGAGGCUGACUGGUAUGCAGAUCCAAUGGAGUCCAACUCUACUAAGAGAAAGUUCUGAGUUCCAUCUGUUACUGCUGUGAUGCUCCAUCAACAACAGGGUAACCAAGCGCAGCAAGCCUAAUUCUAUUGUUUACGUCACCAGUGGAAUCCGAGGGUGGCAUCCUUCUGUAUCCGUGAAACCAAAAGCUCAAUUCGUGAUGAACA